AUGCCGCCUAAAAAGAGAUUGAGCUACGACGAAUCUUUUGUAAAGUUCGGGUUUAUCGUGAUAAGCGCAGGCGGAGAAGAGAAACCGCAGUGCGUUUUGUGCCAUAAAGUGUUUGCAUGCUCUUCACGAAAGCCUUGCAAACUGAAGAGACACUUGGAAACGCAUCAUCCAAAUUCGAAGGACAAAGGUGCAGACUUCUUCAAACGUCAUGGUCAAAAUUCUAGAUUUGAUAGCAUGGGAAAGUUUUUUAAGGAAAAUACAGCUGCUUUAAAAGCCUCCUAUGAAGUUUCGAGAGAAAUAGCCAUUGCCAAAAAGCCCCACAACAUCGGCGAACAGUUGAUCCUGCCAUGCUGCAAAAUUAUAAUGUCGAAUUUGAUGAGUGAGUCUGAAGUUGAAAAACUGAACCAAGUAUCCCUGUCAAAUAAUACUGUAAGUCGGCGAAUUGCUGAACUUUCGAAUAACAUACUGUCACAAGUAGUCACAAAGAUACAAAAUUCAAAGUUCAACUUUUUCGCAAUCCAGCUUGACGAAACAACAGAUGUCGCUAAUCUAGCUCAACUUUGCAUAUAUGCCCGUUACAUUCAUGAAGAACAUUUGGAGGAUGAGUUUUUGUUUUGCAAAAUCCUUGACACAAAAACUACGGCAAAACACAUAUUUCGCAAGGUUGAUGAAUUUUUUGGGGAACAUAAUAUCCAAUGGAAAAACCUUGUCGGCGUGUGCACCGAUGGAGCUCCAGCGAUGCUUCGUUGUCGCUCUGGUUUUCAAACUUUGGUAAAAGAGAAGUCCCCGGACGUCGUUGGUAUUCAUUGCACUAUUCACCGCCAAGCGUUAAUGGUUAAAACAAUGCCGUAUGAAUAA
This is a messenger RNA of Styela clava, 858 nucleotides long. Lineage: Eukaryota; Metazoa; Chordata; Ascidiacea; Stolidobranchia; Styelidae. The record is from RefSeq and is a predicted model, not a curated record.